UGUUUGAUUUUAUAUAACAGUAGACUACGACUUUAUCUUUGGCAUCAAAUUAACAAAACAAAUUUUAUUUAUUGUAUUUAGGCUCCGUUGCGUUAAAAAAUUUGCUGAAAAUGUUCAUCAUCUGCGCCCUUACGCAGAGCCUUCUGCCGCAAAGAGUUUGCAUGUCCUCAGCUCGUUACUCAUCAAUGCACAAGUUUUUACCUUUCAGUCGGGUCGAACGUCUGAAGCCCACAGAGAUUAGCAAUCUAGAAAUGGCUUUUGAUCUUGACUCCGAUCCAAAAAAGGUCAAUCUUGCCGGAGAGGUCUAUCAUAACAGUGACGGCAAACUUUUUGUUCAUAAUGCGGUGCGUAAGGCAGAAAUUGGUGUAGCCUGCGACGACUCAUACACCCAUGAGCCGUACCCACCUCUGGGCAAUCCAGAUUUUAUUCGAGCUGCCAAUGAGCUGGUUUUGAAUAAAGCAGCCCCAGCUAUGCUGCGAAAUCGUGUGCUUGGCAUCCAGACACGUUCUAGCGUUGAUGCAUUGUGCCUGGCCGCACAGUUUCUACGGCAAAAGAUGAACUGCAACGUUUGCAUGUUAGCGCGUCCCAGUUCUGGACUGUGGGAGCACAUAUUCAAGAGUAGUGGCUUUACAUGCCACAGCUAUCAGUAUUACAGCGAGGACAGGGGUGAGCUGAAUAUCUAUGGGCUAGUCGCAGACCUAAUGACUGCACCGGAGGGUGCCGUUGUAGUACUGGAUGCGUGUGCACAUAAUCCCACUGGCUUGGAUCCGAGUGUCGAUGAGUGGAAGCUGAUUGCCCACAUUAUUAGGUGCAAGAAACUGUUGCCGCUCUUCCACUUAGAGUCUCAUGGACUCGUCACUGGUGAUACUGUGCAGGAUUCAUGGGCAGUGCGUUACUUUGUCGACAGUGGCUUUGAUUUGCUGUGUGCUCAGUCGUUUGUCAAGAAUUUUGGUCUCUACAAUGAGACUUUGGGUCACUUGAUGGUCGUUCUUAACAAUUCCAUUCAGCUGGAUGUGGUGCGGGGACAGUUUGAGGCCAUGAUGCUUCAAAAUAAAGAAAAGUCUUUCUCGGCAUUUGCGAGUCGUAUUGUGGCUAAGAUUCUCAAUAAUGCAUCAUUGCGUCGUGAUUGGAUUUUGUCUCUCCAAGAUGUACAUCAUCGAUUGCAACAAAUGAGACUAGCUUUAAGCAAUAAACUAACGGUUCUUAGAACGCCUGGCAAGUGGAGUCAUAUCAAAAAUCAAGCUGGCCCGUGUAUAUAUACGAAUCUAAAGCCAAAUCAGCUGAGAAAGCUGCGUAGCAAACAUGUCUAUGUGCCCGAUAAUGGACUCAUUAAUCUUGGUGCGUUGUGCACAACAAACGUCGACUUGGUAGCCAGUGCCAUACAUGAUGUAAUGCUGAAAACGGAAUCUAACACUGAUAAGGCUCAUGUGCUGUCAGCUCCUAGAAUAGGCUUACAGCGCUGCAGUCCUGCUAACAUUAAUAAGAUAAUGGAAUAUAGAGAUAAUAUAUUAUUGCAUUCCAAUUAGGCUAAAACGCAAAGAAUUAUCCUCCAGCUAACAUUCUAAGGGCAAACGCAGAGAAGUGUGACACAAUAAAUUUUUACGAUUUUCAAUUCAAAAA
Molecule: messenger RNA, 1620 nt
Organism: Drosophila hydei
Lineage: Eukaryota; Metazoa; Arthropoda; Insecta; Diptera; Drosophilidae
Product: aspartate aminotransferase, cytoplasmic-like
Exons: 4
Coding region: 111-1526 (471 amino acids)
Biological process (GO): L-aspartate biosynthetic process
Cellular component (GO): cytosol
Molecular function (GO): L-aspartate:2-oxoglutarate transaminase activity; pyridoxal phosphate binding
Source: RefSeq, a predicted model, not a curated record